UUAUCCAUACGGGUGGGGUCGCCGGCCGGCUCGGGUAUAUAAGCUGGAUCCGUAGAACUCUUCAGCACAACGAAUCCGUCUCCUCAUCACUGCAGAUAAUCGAAUUCUACAGCUGACACACAACAAAUCGCAAACCACCAUGAAUACCUUCGUCAAAGUGUUUGUCGUGCUGGCUGUGGCCGUAGCUCUAGCUAAGAGUGAAGAAGCCAAAAAAGAAACCAAAGUCGUCGAGAAACGAUCAGAUAAAUCCGAUCUGACUCCAGCGGCCACCGGACGAUCGUUCUCGGGUGGUUACAACAGUUACCCGUCUGGCUACAGCAGCGGUUACAACAGCGGUUACAACAGCUACCCGUCCACCUACAGUGGAGGCUACAGCAGUUACCCAUCGUACAGCAGCUAUCCAUCAUCCGCAUACACCGGCGGCUACUCUUCCGGCUACGGAAAUGGCUACGGAAGCAGCUACGGAAACGGUUACAACAGCGGCUACAGCAAGUACCCGAGCAGUGGUUACGGUAACAACCAGUACUACGGUGGAUACGACCAGGGAUACAACCAGGGCUACAACAAAUACCCGUCGGCUUACUCGUACAGCAACAGCUACAACUACCCAGGAUCGUACAGCUCCGGUUAUGGACACAACAACUACGACAACGACAACUACGGCUCCCAUGGUUACAGCGGUUACAGCGGCUAUAACAAGGGAUACAGCUCAUACCCCCAAUCCACUGGCUACGGUUACAACAAAUGGUAAUAGCCGUUUCUGAUAAUUCUUCAUACCGACGACGAUAACUUGAUGGAAUUUUGCUCUUUUUUUUCUUGCGAGUUUUUUUUUAUCACAAAAACAAAACUCCAAGUUCAUUUCUUUUAAUGACAUGUAAAAACAUUAUUCAUGUAUUUUUAUGUAAUAUGUAUAUAUAUACAUAAUAUAAAUAAUUUAAUUUAUUGUCUUCCAAUUUAUAUAUAUGUAAUAAACAAAAUAUAUUUUACAAAGUA
Messenger RNA from Metopolophium dirhodum (rose-grain aphid), 993 nucleotides. Its product is annotated as prisilkin-39-like. Lineage: Eukaryota; Metazoa; Arthropoda; Insecta; Hemiptera; Aphididae. The coding region runs from base 140 to 751 and encodes 203 amino acids. The transcript has 3 exons. The record is from RefSeq and is a predicted model, not a curated record.